AUGGGUCCCAGUCGUCGCAUGAAAAAGCAGGGUGUACCCGCCCCGCUCGACGAAUCUCUCGUUACCCGCAAGCGCAAGGACGCCCCCGAAGCCCAGCCUACCACCCAACAAAACGGCAAGCCCAAGAAGCGCAGGACCUCUGGCGACGCCGUCUCGGCGAAGCCGACAAAGAAAGCGAAGGAGGAUGCGAAGCCCAAGACCAAUGGCAAGGCGGCUCCCGCUGUCAAGGAGAAGGCCAAGGCCAACGGCGUGAGCAAAAAAUCCAAGAAGGCGCCCGAGCCGGAGUCUGAAGAUGAGGAUGAGGAAAUGUGGGAGGAUGAGGAUGUCACCGGGCUGGAUGAGCUCAUCAACUCGGACGAAAUGCCUUCCGACGACGAUUUCUUGGACGAGGACUCGGACGACGUCGUCGACUCGGACGAAGAUAUGCCCGGCAAGCAAGCCAUGUGGUCGGAGGAUGAGGACGACGACGAGGAUGCCGAGGAGAGGCUCACCGCUGCCAACAUCGAAGGCUUGUCGCGGAGGCUCGAUAUGCAAAAGGCGCAGGAGGAGGCCGAGGCGCAGGCGGAACUGGAGGAGGCUGCCAUGCAGACCAACAUUGCCGGCGACCGCCCCAAAAUCCUGGGCGACGCUGAGGACAGCGACGACGAAGAGGGCGGCCCGCGCGUUGCGCCUGAUCUCCAGCUCCUGCGGACUCGCAUCACCGACACCAUUCGGGUUCUGAACGAUUUCAAGAGUCUGGCCGAGCCCGGAAGGUCGAGAGCGGAGUACACGGCUCAGGUGCUCAAGGAUAUUUGUGCCUACUACGGAUACUCGCCGUACAUGGCGGACAAGCUCUGGCAUCUGUUUCCCCCGAGCGAGGCUUUCGCAUUCUUCGAAGCCAACGAGACUCCCCGUCCCGUCGUGAUUAGGACAAACACUCUUCGCUCCCACCGUCGCCAACUUGCCCAGGCCCUCAUCAACCGUGGCGUGACGCUUGAGCCAGUCGGCAAGUGGUCCAAGGUCGGUCUCCAGAUCUUCGAGUCGCAGGUUCCCAUUGGUGCCACCCCUGAGUACCUCGCCGGCCACUACAUCCUGCAAGCCGCGUCCUCCUUCCUCCCCGUCAUGGCCCUUGCGCCCCAGGAGAACGAGCGCGUUCUCGAUAUGGCCUCUGCUCCUGGUGGUAAGACAACACACAUGGCAGCGCUCAUGAAGAACACGGGUUGCAUUUUCGCCAACGAUGCGAACAAGGACCGUGCGAAGGGUCUGAUUGGUAACAUUCACCGUCUGGGGGUCAAGAACACCAUUGUCUGCCACUACGACGCCAUGGAGUUUCCCAGAGUGAUUGGUGGCUUCGACCGAGUCCUGCUCGAUGCUCCCUGCUCGGGAACUGGUGUCAUCGCCAAGGACGCUAGCGUCAAGACCAACAAGACGGAGCUGGACUUCAUGCGUCUGCCCCACUUGCAGAAGCAGCUUCUUCUCCAUGCCAUCGACAGUGUCGACCACGGCUCAAAAACCGGCGGCUACAUUGUCUACUCGACGUGCUCGGUCACGGUGGACGAGAACGAGCGUGUUGUGCAGUAUGCGCUGGAGAAGCGGCCGAACGUUAAGCUCGUGUCGACCGGCCUCACUUUCGGCAAGGAGGGCUUCGUCAGCUUCCAGGGACGUCAGUUCCACCCAAGCCUCAAGGAAACGCGCCGCUACUACCCGCACGCCUACAACGUGGACGGUUUCUUCGUUGCCAAGUUCAAGAAGAUCGGCCCGACACCGGCCAACGCUGUUAGCGCGACCAACGCUAGCACCAGGUCGUACCAGCCUAAGCAGAAGAACGAUGAGACGGAGAUUGCGGAUAAGACGCCGAUCACGACGGAUGAGAGCGGCAAGGAGACGGAAGACGAGUUUGGCGGCUGGGAUGACGAGGAGGACCAGAAGCUCAUCGAAAGGAACAUCAAGUCCCGGAUGAGGAGGAAGGGUAAGGAUCCGAAGGCGGUGUUUGGCAAAAAGGCGAAGAAGGCGGGCGAGAAGGCGGGCGAGGAGGCGUCGGAAGAGGGCGAGGAGAAGACGGAGGGGACGGCGCAGGUGAGCGAGGAGGCGAAGAAAAAGGAAGUGAAGGAAGUGAAGGAGGUCAAGUCGGGUCGGGAGAGCAAGGACAAGAGCUCAAAGGGCGACAAGGCAAGCAAAAAGGAAAGCAAGGCAGCAGCCAAAACAGGAAAGGCAGAGGCAAAACAGGCCAACGGGGAGGCCGGGGCCGGGCCGAAGGGCAAGAAAAAGGCGGGGAGGAAGUCGGUGUAG
Diplodia corticola is the source of this 2268-nucleotide messenger RNA. RefSeq names its product s-adenosylmethionine-dependent methyltransferase superfamily domain-containing protein. The record is from RefSeq and is a predicted model, not a curated record. Gene Ontology annotation, molecular function: rRNA (cytosine-C5-)-methyltransferase activity; RNA binding. The coding region runs from base 1 to 2268 and encodes 755 amino acids. Gene Ontology annotation, cellular component: nucleolus. Lineage: Eukaryota; Fungi; Ascomycota; Dothideomycetes; Botryosphaeriales; Botryosphaeriaceae. The transcript has a single exon. Gene Ontology annotation, biological process: maturation of LSU-rRNA; rRNA base methylation.